AUGAAUUCAGAAGAAAACGAUACAUCGACAACAACAUUUCAAGUAGCUGAAACUCAAUUAACUCGCCUUAUAAAAUAUAUCAUUUUCCAAACUUUUCAAAUUCCUGCGAUAUUUUGUUUCAUACUGAUUUUUUACAGUGUCUAUCGUGAACGUGAACUUCGUCGUCUUCAUAAUCAUGUUAUGCUUUUAAUCCUUCUUAGUUGCUUUAUUCUUUUAAUCGGUGAACUUCCGAUAACGUUAAGUUUUUUUUAUCGUGGAUGGUUAGAACCUCAGUCUGAUCGUCUUUGUCUCUAUUGGAUUUUUAUGAAUUAUACUUUUGAAGCGAUGAUUUUUCUUCUAAUGGCAUUUGCAAGUAUCGAACGAUUCGUAUUGAUAUUUUUUUCAACAGUUAUAACAGGAUCAGGACGUCGAAAAUGUUUUUUUCAUUAUAUUCCAAUGAUAUUCUGUUGUGUUCUUGUAAUCUUUUGGUAUAUCAUCUUGCUCUUCUUAUAUCCAUGUGUCAAUACUUUCAACUUUAGUUCAUUCCUAUGCAAUUCUGCUUGUUAUCAAUCGAACGUUGUAAUUGGAACAAUUGAUUGGGUAGGAACUGUUCUUUUACCUGUAUUGAUUACCAUUGUUUUUAAUGUGUUAUUAUUGAUUCGUGUAAUAUUACAAAAACGACGUUUACAUAUCGGUAUGAAUUGGCGUCGUUCAAGAAAAAUGUUGAUUCAAUUACUUUCUGUCGUAUUAAUAUUUCUUUGCACACAGAUUCCUCUGACUAUAUUCGCAUUGAUUCGUCUAAUUUUUGAUCCAAAUUUUCUGAGUACUAUAGUCAUAUUAUGGUAUUAUUUUACAACAUAUUUCAUCAUUUUGCUGAUUCCAUUUGCAUAUGUUAUUACGACAAAUGAAAUACACAAACAUCUAAUUAUUUUAAAAUUUUGUAAACCUCGUUUGAUAAAUCCUGUGACAGUUAAUACAAUUCAACAACCAAAAUAUCCUACUACCAAGAUUUAA
Adineta steineri is the source of this 993-nucleotide messenger RNA. Lineage: Eukaryota; Metazoa; Rotifera; Eurotatoria; Adinetida; Adinetidae. The record is from the annotation of a GenBank genome assembly.